Monopterus albus (swamp eel) is the source of this 2312-nucleotide messenger RNA. Its product is annotated as TRPM8 channel-associated factor homolog. Lineage: Eukaryota; Metazoa; Chordata; Actinopteri; Synbranchiformes; Synbranchidae. The coding region runs from base 1 to 2223 and encodes 740 amino acids. Gene Ontology annotation, cellular component: plasma membrane. The record is from RefSeq and is a predicted model, not a curated record. The transcript is spliced from 12 exons. Gene Ontology annotation, molecular function: transmembrane transporter binding. Gene Ontology annotation, biological process: positive regulation of protein targeting to membrane.
AUGGAUCUGAAAACCUAUGCCUACAGUGUGGGUGCGGACCCGAAGGAGCUGGUGGCGUUUCUGAAAGCUGGAGGAGGAGUGCUGCUAGGAGGGCAGGCCUGGAGCUAUGCUGCAGAUCACCCUAUGGAGAACACGCUGCUUCAGUUUGAUGGGAAUAAAGUUUCUGGUGUGGCAGGUGUCUACAUAUACACGAACCAGGGUAUGGUAGAGUGCCUGCCUGUCUACCCUCAAAUCCCAUCCUCCUGGAUGUCCAUAUCAUUCCUGGCAGGAGCCUACUAUGGCCAAGGACGAGUCAUUGUGGUUUCACAUGAAGGGCUUCUGGGACAAGAGGCACUGGCUCCAUUUUGGAACAAUGCUUUACACUGGUUGGAUGAAGGCCGACAGGGGGUGAUUGGUGUUGAGCCUGAUCAUGCCCUUAACAUUCUCAGAAAGUCUGGGUUACAGUGUGAGAAGACAAACCUAAGAGAAGGCCUGAGUGUGUUUGUGUGUACCGCAUACAAAAAUGAUCUUGUGAAAGAAAUCCAAGACUUUGUGGUAGAGGGAGGAGGCCUGCUGGUUGGGGGCCAUGCCUGGUACUGGGCACAGACACACAGGGGUCAAAAUCCAUUGACUGAUUUCUCAGGGAACAAAAUCCUGAACAAAAUGGGUUUGGGCUUGUUGGGGGCAACAAUUGGAGGAGGAAUAUACAAGGCCCCUGACCCCAGCCAGGCCAUCAAAGAUACCUACCACUUCCGUCAUCUUCUAAAUCGCUUUGCUGGCCAUGUAACCGAUGGUGAAGAACUUACAGAGAAUGAGGAAGAAUAUCUUAAAAAACUAGGCAGCGACUGCUCCAACUUCUUGAACAUGAAGGCUCACGACUGCUCCUCCUAUCAGCAGAUUGUGUCCACACUCACUGACAUCUUAAUGAAGUGUGGCAUGCCACAGGUGUGUGAAAGCAACCCUGUGACUAGUCCCAGAGACCAUCUACUGCUCAAUGUGGGUCCACAAAUAUAUAAGGUUCACCCAAAUCCUGAUGCUCUCUUGCCCCACCUCAUCAAGAAUAACCCACGGUUGCCUGUUGUGUAUAAUGCAAGGAUCAGGAUUAAUGCCAACACAGGAGGAGAUGAGGAGUGGCUCAGUACAGGUCUCUAUCUCUCUCCUGGUAUGAAGACCUACUUGGUCAUACCAGCAGCGAUUGUCGACAAGGAAUGGAAGAUCCAGAUAGGCUGUCAAACAGACUAUCUGGGCCAUGCAGAGCUGAAGAGAGCACCGUGUGUUCAUGAACAGAUUCCCAUAACAAAAACAAUGAUGCAGGUGUGGAACCUGUGGGGGGGACUCAUCUACGUGGUGGCUCCACCCAAUACACAAGUACAGGGGCUAGAGGUCAUAGUGCAGAUAGCUGUACCUGCACCAUAUUAUAAAUCUGGUGAGACAAAACUUGGCGCGUGGUCCUUGUUGCGCACAGCUCCUUCGCCCUGGGCAGAGUUGGAGUUUGAAAACAUCAUCCUUACUGUACCAUCAGAUGUUGUUCGGAACCUAGAGCGCCCUGAUGAGUUAGCGGUGGUGUGGGAUGCCAUCAUGAGGGGCAUUGCUGACUUGGCUGCAAUACCACCCAAAUUUCCUCGCAAAGAACGUUUUGUAACUGAUGUGCAGAUUUCACAUGGUUGGAUGCAUUGUGGUUAUCCUGUCAUGGCAUACAAGUCCACAGCAGCUGAACUGGUCAGCGUUGUCCAUGCUAAGAGUCGAGGCCUUUGGGGUCCCAUUCAUGAACUGGGACACAACCAACAGAGAAGCUGCUGGGAGUUCCCCCCACACACCUCAGAGUGUACAUGCAACCUGUGGUCACUGUAUGUGCAUGACGAGGUGCUGGGAAUCAACAGGGCACAGGCUCACCCAGCUAUGGCUUUAUCAGAGCGAAACAAACGCACAGAAAAUUAUGUUAAGGCAGGCAGAGAUCUCAGUGGCUGGGACAUGUGGGUAGCACUGGAGACUUAUGUGCAGCUCCAGGAGAAGUUUGGCUGGGGUGCCUUUAAGAAGGUGUUUGGAGCCUACCAUCAGAUGAGCAACUUUCCUGGUGACAACAAGGGAAAGAUGAACCUGUACGCUGAGACUUUCUCCAACACUGUGGGGCUGAACCUGUGUGGAUUCUUUAAGGCCUGGGGCUGGCCCAUCGAAACAGCCACUGAGGAGAAACUUUCCAACCUGCCUCCCUGGAGCGACCACCCCAUGGUCAAAUAUGGUUGAACUUCAGACUGCUGCUGACUAAAAGUGCAGAGAGAUGAGUUCAGUCUGUACCAGAAAACAAAAAUGCUGGAUGGAGAAUGGCCAUACAA